Castor canadensis (American beaver) is the source of this 2393-nucleotide messenger RNA. Lineage: Eukaryota; Metazoa; Chordata; Mammalia; Rodentia; Castoridae. The record is from RefSeq and is a predicted model, not a curated record.
CUUUUCCCCUAGCCCUCCAAGCCACAACAUUGUGGUGAAUGGAAAAGAAUGCAUAAACUUUGCCUCCUUUAAUUUUCUUGGGUUACUGGAUAAUCCUCGGGUUAAGGCAGCAGCUUUAUCAUCUCUAAAAAAGUAUGGUGUGGGGACCUGUGGACCUAGAGGAUUUUAUGGCACAUUUGAUGUUCAUUUGGAUCUGGAAGAGCGCUUGGCAAAAUUUAUGAAGACUGAAGAGGCCAUUAUUUACUCAUAUGGAUUUUCUACCAUAGCCAGUGCAAUUCCCGCUUACUCUAAGCGAGGGGACAUCAUAUUUGUGGAUAGAGCUGCCUGCUUCGCCAUCCAGAAAGGAUUACAGGCAUCACGUAGUGACAUUAAGUUAUUUAAGCAUAAUGAUGUAGCUGACCUGGAGCGACUACUAAAAGAACAAGAGAUGGAAGAUCAAAAGAAUCCUCGAAAGGCUCGUGUAACUCGACGUUUCAUCAUAGUAGAAGGAUUAUAUAUGAAUACUGGGACGAUUUGUCCUCUUCCGGAAUUGGUUAAAUUAAAAUACAAAUACAAAGCAAGAAUCUUUCUGGAGGAGAGUCUUUCAUUUGGAGUGCUUGGCGAGCAUGGCCGAGGAGUCACUGAGCAUUAUGGAAUCAGUAUUGAUGAUAUUGAUCUUAUCAGUGCCAACAUGGAAAAUGCGCUUGCUUCUGUUGGAGGUUUCUGCUGUGGCAGGUCUUUUGUAAUUGACCAUCAGCGGCUUUCUGGCCAGGGAUACUGCUUUUCUGCUUCAUUACCUCCCUUGUUAGCUGCUGCUGCCAUUGAGGCCCUCAACAUCAUGGAAGAGAAUCCAGGUAUUUUUGCAAUAUUGAAGAAAAAGUGCCAACAAAUUCAUAAAGCUUUACAUGGCAUCUCUGGAUUAAAAGUGGUGGGGGAGUCACUUUCCCCAGCAUUCCACCUUCAGCUAGAAGAGAGCAGUGGGUCUCGGGAAAAGGAUAUGAACCUACUUCAGGAGAUUGUAAACCAGUGCAUGAACAAAAGUAUUGCACUGACUCAGGCUCGCUACUUGGAGAAGGAAGAGAAAUGCCUCCCUCCUCCAAGCAUCAGGGUUGUGGUCACAGUGGAACAAACAGAGGAAGAACUACAGAAAGCAGCAUCUACCAUCAAGGCGGUGGCCCAAGCUGUCCUGCUAUAGACUGGACCCCGUGUUCAGUGGCUCCUGCCAAGGCACACACAGACAGAACUCAGGCUUCUUGCUGGCCAGGCAGUGACCUAAAGAGAACUCGGAUAUUUGAUGUUUGCUACCAAAUGGUAUGGAUGUGAACAAAUGUGUGACUAUGAAAAGGAUGGAUGCUGGUUAUUUUUUAAAAAGAAAACACAUCUAAAAGCCCAGGAACUUAUAUUUUUAAAGAGAAAGACUAUUGAUAGCAUAUAUCUAGUAUUUAAAUGUGCUACUUAAAUAUUUUAUUACGCUAGUGUUUUAUAUUCUUUUUUGUUGUUUAAAAUUGGCACUUCAGUUUCUCUUCUCUCCCUUCUAUAGAACAAUUCUGUAAGCACUCCUUAAUGUUUCAUAGAAAAAUGACUGCAACUUAAUUAAGGCUAAGAGGAACACUUCAUAUGUGAAACAGAAUUUACUGUCAAAGGUCUAAUUCAUUAUAUAAAGCUAAAUGGUGGCUAAUCUGCAAAGGGACACUUUUCGUGUGAUUAUUAUAAAUUUCAUUAUAAUGUAUUUGAAUCCUAGAAUUGUAUGUACAUGGAUAUUGAUGUUUUAUCAUUUCUAAUCUGAGCAUCCCUAACCAGCAAAUACUUCCUAAGUGAGUAAUAAUUUCAACCAAACACCUUUUAUUUUAAUGUAACUGGCCUUAGGUUUAUUAUGGGUUAACUUCUAAUAUGUUUAGAAAAAGGGUUAUUGUAUUGAUCCCAAAAUAUAAAUCAUGUCCUUGGUAUUUUUGAAUAUUUCAAAUGCACGCUUUUUCUAAGCUAAGAAACAUGAGAACUUUUUUCUUUUCAUUUUACAAAUUCCAUAUAUCUAAGAAAGACUUGAAAGCACUAAAAGUAAUUUUUAAGCUGUAUUUCAGCUGUUUGUUCUUUAAUAAGCCAAAUUAAGUAGUAUAAAGGUUUGUGAUAUGCUGUACAAGAUAGCACAUAAAUUAACAACACCAUUCUUUGUUUUAUUAAAUAAGAUAAAGGAAUAAAAUUGUAAAACAAAAAUGUCAUUUUAUAAUCUAUGUUCAUAUUGACAAAUGGUUUUCAAUGUCUUUUUAAAUGACACAAUAAUUUUUUAAUGUUAAGUUUCUAUUUUGCUUGAGGUAUUUCGUACAUAUGUGCCUUGUGAUUGCUGCUGCUUUAAAGGAUACAGUACUGUCUAGGGGGUGAGUCUGUUUUGUUUUUCUCUUUAAUGAAAUAAAUCUACA